AGAGGAGAGCGGACAGAAAAAAGCCUGGCAAGAAAAUCACGGCACCAUCCGAAAGGGGAAAAAGCGAAGCUAGGGUUUCCUCCGGAUCCACCCCGCCAUGGACGCCGGCGACGCGUGGGGCCGCUCCUCCUCAUCCUCAGCCUCCGCCGCCGCCGCCGCGAGGCGCCUGCAGUCCCGCUACGAUCUGUACAUGGGGUUCGAUGACGUCGACGCCGGCGGCGGGGACGACGCGGAUGCGCGCGGGGCGGAGGCCUACAACUGCCCCUUCUGCGGCGAGGACUUCGACUUCGUCGGCCUCUGCUGCCACAUCGACGACGAGCACGCCGUCGAGGCCAAGCGCGGGGUUUGCCCCAUCUGUGCUGGAAGGGUUGGGAUGGACUUGAUAGGCCACCUGACAGUGCAGCAUGCAAGUUACUUCAAGAUGCAGCGCAGACGCAGAGUCCGAAAAGUAUCUUCUGGGUCUCAUUCUUUGCUGUCUUUGCUGAGAAAAGAUUUAAGAGAUGGCAGUUUACAAUCCUUUCUUGGUGGACCAUCUUAUGUAUCGAAUCCUCCCGCUGCUGCCCCAGAUCCAUUUUUGUCAUCUUUAAUUUGUAGUUUGCCUGUGGCUGAACCGUCGAAAGAUUUUCAUUCCGACUCUUCUGACAAAACAUUUUUGCUAAAUAAAUUCCGAGAUGAAAAGACUGUAGAGAGAGCUGAGACAUCUCUGUCAGAGAAGGAUCAGAAAGAGUUGGCUCAGAGGAGUGCAUUUACCCGUGAGCUUGUUCUCUCCACAAUAUUCGAUGAUGGUAGCUUGUAAGGGAAAUCCACCUUUAUAGUGGUUGCAUGACAUGGUCAAGGGCUCGCAAAGCAAGAGAAUAUUAUUGGCAACGCUGCAACCUUGGUCAUGCUGCCGCUGCUGCUGCAAGGCCUUCACGACCAGGACGAGGCCCAUCAAAUCAAGUUAUGUAUUGGUGUAUGUUUCUCUCUGCAUUGUGGAGAUUGCAACAUGAGAAUAGUGGAGGAAGUCUUGUAGCUCCACACAUGGAAUAAACGAGGACACUGUCCUUAUAGUGGCAUUGUGCAUAUAGGAAGAGGCUACCCGCCUACUUGCCAUGUAUUAGGCAUUCUGUUUCAUCAAUGUAAUAACAUGAUGUGUUGUAUACCCAUGUCAUGCGUAUUCAUAUGUAUUUUGUCUGGUACAAUUGAGUAAAAGAGAUGAAUUUAUUUUUAUUGAUGUUUGAUAUGUAGUAGGAAUUUCACAGCAAACAGUUUCUUGUACAAACUGAAUGAAAUCUCCAUUCAAUCAGGAAUGGAUUGGUCUGUGCAUUGCCACUUUUUUA
Messenger RNA from Lolium rigidum, 1319 nucleotides. RefSeq names its product protein DEHYDRATION-INDUCED 19 homolog 2-like. The record is from RefSeq and is a predicted model, not a curated record. Lineage: Eukaryota; Viridiplantae; Streptophyta; Magnoliopsida; Poales; Poaceae. The transcript has 5 exons. Bases 98 to 796 code for a protein of 232 amino acids.